Molecule: messenger RNA, 3297 nt
Organism: Drechmeria coniospora
Lineage: Eukaryota; Fungi; Ascomycota; Sordariomycetes; Hypocreales; Ophiocordycipitaceae
Exons: 2
Coding region: 1-3297 (1098 amino acids)
Biological process (GO): ubiquitin-dependent endocytosis
Cellular component (GO): cytoplasm; cytosol
Molecular function (GO): protein-macromolecule adaptor activity; ubiquitin protein ligase binding
Source: RefSeq, a predicted model, not a curated record
AUGCCAGCAUCGACUCAUCCCGGCCGCUCACGCAACGGCAACUGGAUCAUCGCCAACAGCGGCAACGUCUACUACCGCACCGACGGCAACACCCACCACGGCCCCUCUCACGGCCAGCCUCAGUCCCAAGCUCAGGCCCAAAGUCAGGCCCACGCCCAGGGUCAGCCUCACGGCCGCCCGCCGACCUUCGCCGACGGCGGCUGCUUCCCGGCCCCUCUGAUCGGCCCGAGGCGCUCGCGCCCGCACUCGAUUCACAUCACCACCUACCCGCCGGGCUACGUGCCGCGCGAGUUGCGUCCGAGGUCGGGCAGGUCGAGGUCCCAGACCCUCAAGGUGAGGACGAACUCGAGGGCCGCCGCCGAGCAGCACCGCCGCAGCAUCGCCGCCAUGCCUUCCGCCGCCGCCGUGCCUUCCGCCGCCACCAUGCCUUCCGCCGCCGCCGGUGCGUCGUCGGCCGCCGCUCGCCACCACGCCGCCGCCGCCGACCUCGCGACCCCCACGUCCCCGACGACGGCGGGCACCCACGACUCCUACGGCUACGCGAACACGACGACCACCACUUCGUCCGCCCUGUCCCCCUACGCCACGGCCCCCGCCAACUCCUACUUCCCCUCCGCCGCCGUCAGCACCAACGCCGACAACACGACGGCCGCCAGCGCCGCCGCCGCCGCCGCAGCCCGCGCGACCGACCCCCCUCCCCCCGUCGUCGCCGCGAAGCACUCGCUCGCCCGACCGACCGUCCUGAGCAAGCUGCUGCAAUCAUUCUCCUCCAAGCGGUCCUCGGCCGCCUCCCCGCAGGUGGCCGCCGCCGCCGCCGCCGCCGAUGCCAGUCGGCAGCUGGUACCCCCUCCCCCAGCGUACGACGACGUCAUCCCCAAUCCGGAAUACCACCCCCUACGCAUCGACUCCACCGGCGCGGCACCCGUCACGACGGCGACGCCAAGCACGGCGACCACGACCGCCAACUCCUCCUCCUCCUCCUCCUCCUUCUACGCCGGCAACGCCUACUCGCCCACCUCUCCCUCCCCGUCCCCCUCGUCCCCCUCCAACGUCGUCAACCUCGCCGACGCCGGCGGCCUCGCCAUGGCCGCCGCGCCCGCGCCCGCCGUCCCCCGAGGAGCGCCCGACACGUCCUCGUCGGUCGCCCCCAUCCCCCGUAGCCGGAACCGCAACAGCAUCAUGUCGGUCCGCUCCACCAAGUCGGCCGUCGCCUCCCUCGGCGCCGCCGCCGACGUCUCGAAGCCCGUCGCCUCUGGCAGCGGCGUCGCCUGCUCCAUCCUCCUCGCCGAGCCCAACGUCUUCCUCUCCGGCUUCAGCCACGACAGCAACGUCCAGCGCGGCGAGCAGAGCGGCACCGCCCUCCUCCGGGGCAGGCUGCAGCUCAAGGUGAGCAAGAACGUCAAGCUCAAGGCCAUCCAGCUCAAGCUCGUCGGCCGCGCCCGCACCGACUGGCCCGAGGGCAUCCCGCCGCUCAAGCAGGACGUCUUCGAGGAGGAGAGCCUGCGGACCCAGGUCCUGACCUUCUUCAACGCCAUGAACGACGGCUGGGAGACCGAGUACGGCGACCAGUGCUCCUACCGCCUCCGCGCCGUGCCCGCCGACGCCGCCGCGCCCCCCCUGCCCGCCGGCCCCCUGCUGUCCUCGUCGGCGUCGGCGGUGCAGCAGAGGAGCGGCCUCAGCGCGAGGGAGCUCAAGCGCCUCUCCCUCCAGAGCGUCCACACCCGCAGCUUCGGCAAGGGUGACCACGGCACCACGGCGACGCAGGCCAAGGGCUACAAGGUCUUCUACCCCGGCGUCUACGACUACACCUUCGAGCUCCCCAUCGACCACCACCAGCUCGAGACGACCAAGCUGCGCUACGGCUCCGUCCGCUGGGAGCUGCACGCCACCGUCGACCGCGCCGGCGCCUUCAAGCCGAACCUCCACGGCAUGAAGGAGGUGUCCAUCGUCCGCCUGCCCGACCAGAUGUCGCUCGAGACGACGGAGCCCAUCUCCAUCAGCCGCCAGUGGGAGGACCAGCUGCACUACGACAUCGUCAUCUCGGGCAAGAGCUUCCCCAUCGGCUCCAAGAUCCCCAUCGCCUUCAAGCUCACCCCGCUCGCCAAGGUGCAGGUCCACAAGAUCAAGGUCUACGUGACCGAGUCGGUCGAGUACUGGACCAACGACAGGCGCGUCGCCCGCAAGGACCCCGGCCGCAAGAUCCUCCUCGUCGAGAAGUCGGCCGGCAAGCCGCUCGACCCCACCUGGGCCUCGUCCGAGAUCAACACGGUCCGCGGCGGCGAGCCCAGCGCCGAGAGCCGGCGCGAAGCCCGCGAGGUGGCCCAGCGGAGGCGCAUCACCGACGCCGCCCGGAGGCGCACGAGCCCCGAGCCGCUGCCGGAGCCGGCGGCGAACCUGCUGGGCGACCUCGACCUCGGCCUCGAGAGCAUGUGGGGUUCCACCGAGAUCGAGGCCAACGUCCAGAUCCCCACUUGCGAGAUGAUGGCCAAGAACAAGGACCUGGCCCUGCACCCGGACUGCAGCUGGAAGAACGUCAACGUCUACCACUGGAUCAAGAUCGUCAUGCGCAUCAGCCGCCCGGAUCACGAGGAUCCGACCGGCACGCGGCGGCGACACUUUGAGAUUAGCAUCGACUCUCCAUUCACCGUCCUCAAUUGCCGGGCCACGCACGCCAACACGAACCUCCCGGCCUACGCGGGCCCGACCUGCCAGCCGUCGCCUUUCCAGGCCGCCUGCGGCUGCCCGGAUUCCGCUUCGGUCAUGACCGACAUCUCGCCGAGCUCGUCGACGGGAACGCUGGCCGGCGGCGCCUCGGUCGAUCAUCUUCCCGUCUUCCCGCAGAGUGCCCACCUACCCCAUGGCGGUGCCCUCGGCGACGCCGGCCCGGCCCAGCACGCGUCCCACGGGCUCGGCAUUCAAGGAGAGCCGCGACCGAUUCACCUGAUGAGGGCGCCAAGCUUCGACCCCCCGGCCUUUGACGACGACGUUGCGCCGCCUCCCGCCAUCGUCGUCGAGCGCCCCGACGCCGCCACGCCCCCCCCUCACUACGAUGCCGUCGUGGGGACGCCGAGCGUCGACGGCCUUGCGGACUACUUUUCGCGACUCGCCAACCACGGCCUUCGCGACGAAGACUCUGCUUCCGACUCGGACGAGCAACCGCCGAGGAUCUUGAACCGAAGUGGUCGAGUCAACGUCCUCCACCCGCGAACCCCCGGUGGACGCAUGCCGAGCAGGAGCAUGGAGAUAUCGCGUCCCCAGUUUUUGACCACCCUGCCGAUGCGGAGCGAUGAGGUGUAA